Aedes albopictus (Asian tiger mosquito) is the source of this 3139-nucleotide messenger RNA. RefSeq names its product cuticle protein 19-like. Bases 1097 to 1447 code for a protein of 116 amino acids. The transcript is spliced from 2 exons. NCBI's taxonomy places the organism in Eukaryota, Metazoa, Arthropoda, Insecta, Diptera, Culicidae. Gene Ontology annotation, cellular component: extracellular matrix. The record is from RefSeq and is a predicted model, not a curated record.
UUUAGUCAGUAUUCUGACAAGUGUUAUGUUCGAUUCGGUGAUAUUGAAUUUCCUGUUUCUACACUAAAUAAAUAUAAUUACUGGAAACCAUUAACAUCAUCCUGAGUAACACAACUUAAUUCCCAUAUGGUCUCAUAUAAAUAGCCAGAAUGAUAUAAGACCAAUAAAGACAAAAGAUAAUGAAAUAUCCAAUCAUUCUCAUAACACCGUUCACAAUGCAACGAAUGGACAAAGCAAUGAUGCCAAGUAAUGACACCAAAAAUUGAUCAUUCCGGCAGGACGAUCAACCAAACUGAACCAAAGUUCCGUGGUAGAGUUUCCACUGCCGCUCUGGUGAUUAACCCAUCCAAUUGCACAUAAUGUAUGUAACUCGUGUACGAUUCAAACAAUCCCAUCCAUCUCGGAGGAGUUGAGGGGCGAGCAACUUGAAACAAAUUCCUCCCAUUAUAGCGGUAAAUUUGAAAAUGCUCUAAAAUGAGCAUAAACCACACCAGCUGGUAUGGACUGAACUGCACUGAAGCAACAAAUACCCAGAAAUCGGGCCCCCGAUCCACCGCCGUGCCAUGGGAAGCUGACGUCGAUCGGUCGGAAAGAGACGAUAGCUCGAAGGAAAAAAGCUACAACUGCGAACUGUUUCGAAAGCAAACAGCCCAAUACUUCAAUGUAUAUCAAGUGCCAAAGGGGUGGAAGCGAGCGAGAGGAAGGCCACGUACGGAUAGCGACCGGUAAUUCUCAAGAAGUUUCAAUUUUUCUUUCGUUCAAUGUCUCGCAAGGUCGGGCCCCUGCGAGCCAUACUUUGGAGCCAACAACCGGAGGAGACCAAUAGUAGCUAGGUAAGUUGAAACGGCAAUGAUGAUGGCAGAAGUUACCAUGAAUGGAACGCGAAAAUUGGAAAAUUAUGCAUUUUUUCGGAAUAACGACUGUACGUUCUCGAACCCCGACGAACUCGAGACGGUUGUAAGAAGCGAACCCCGACCGAUCAGAUCAAUUCAGUAUAAAUAAUCUGUGAUGCGCUUCUAACGGCAUCAGUUCAUCCGAAGUGUUCUACCAGUGCACUGCAACCCGUGGUCAACGUCAGUUCAGAAAAAAAAUCAAAAUGUUCAAAGUCAUCGCAUUGGUUGCCUGCUUAGUCCUUGUGGUAGUAUCGGCGGAAUACUACGUAGUUGAGGAGCAUCAGGAACACGACGACCACUACGAUGCCUACCCGAAGUACAAAUUCGAAUACGGAGUUAUGGAUCCGCACACCGGUGAUCACAAGAGCCAGUGGGAGCACCGGGACGGAGACGUUGUGGUUGGAUCGUACUCGGUCGAUGAAGCCGACGGAACCCACCGGGUGGUGACCUACAACUCCGAUGACCACAACGGAUUCCAGGCCCAUGUGCAGCGCGUCGGACAUGCCCAGCACCCGCAUGGCGAGAGCUAUUCUCAUAUCGAUCAGCAUCAUUGAGUAUAAAGACUGGGAUUUGUUCUUCACUUUAGAAUUGGUCUAUGCGGAGAGCAUUAAGAUUUUUAUAACUACCGAAUAAAGUUAAACGAAAGUUCCUUGUCCACAAUGUGGGCCAACAAAUUGGUUGUUAUUAUUUGGUUUAUCGAAAUUUGUUCCGGAAGUUCUUUCAAAAUUACGAAUCUGUGACGAAAUAUCGAGUAACAAUAAACCGUGAAGGUCGAAAAGUUAAAAUUCUAAAUUAAAAACAAUCAAUCCACUUAGCGGUGAUGGUGCCGUUCUAGUGCCUUCGAAAAUUUAUUUCAACCAAACUUAAGUGAUAAGUUGAUAAAUAUCGCACUUUAUCCAUUUCAUAAGAAUUCUUUUACAGGUACUCUUCGAUAUAACGUACACAUAAAUUGUCUCUUCGCACGUUAUAUCGAAGCAGAAAAAAUACAUUUUUUGUACUAGUGUUGAUGGACUCGACGUGAAAUUAACCCCAUAUAAUGAUUUCAGUGAUAUUCACAAAAACAAUAAUGAAAAACAUGAGUUUUCACGAAAAAGCCAAUUCGUCUUUUGUGCUUCUAUAGAAUGUUCAUUUUGCUUCGAUAUAACGUACACUUUUUUCCAAUUUGCGCUAAUUUUGGGUAACAAGGCUGAUGCUGCAACAAUACAUUGAUUUGAGUGAUUUUGUAGUUGAUGGGGACCGUCCAUAGAAUUACGUAACGCUUUUAGGGGGAGAGGGGUUUAAUAAAAUGUGAGAACCCAUACAAAAAUUUCAGAGGUUUAAUACAAAAAGUGUGACAUACGGGGGAGGGAGGGUUUGGAAAUGGGCAGUUUUUGCGUGACGUAAUUUAUGGACGCUCCCAUGUGAGGGUUAUUACUGAAGAAAAAUAUUUGUUUUUCAAUGUUGUACGCUAAAUCGAAACAAAAUGUACGUGUAUCGAAUGCACUAUAUCGAGGGUACGUUAUAUCGAAGAUUACCUGUAAUGACACAAAAAAACAUAGCGUUUAAUUCGGUUCUACUUUGUUUAAAAUUCUAUAACAUCAUACCAGGCAUAUAAAAUUUAUCCGUGUUAAACCACGCGCGAUAUGAUAAGUUUUUUUUUCGGUUUCAGCGAUUAGUACACUGCCACGAAUCGCAAGUCAGUCUCACACUUUGCGCAAAGUUGAAUAAUUGUAUCUUUCUUCAGAUUAUCUUUCAUCUGCGUGAAUAAAAAAAAACAUAUGAUUUGUUUAGUAAAUUAGAAAAACAACACCAAUUCAGAUUGUUUCAUAAUGACAAGUAAUACAAGCAAAGAAUGGUAAGUGACAAAAUGCAACUUUUGCGUAAAUGAGGUUUAAAGUUUUGCACCAAUCUAUCGUCCCAUACAAAAUGCAACCGGACCAAGGGAAGGAGAACCCUUGGAUUACGGUAGGAAAAAAGAAGAAGGUGAGAACUACGAAACCAGCCCGCAAACGAGCGAGAAGUGACGAGCUGGUCUUCAAAACCGAGGCAGACACAUACGCCGAGGUGCCGAAGGCCAUGCGAGGCGAGAAUCGUCUCUCACCGUUGGGCGCGGAUGUAAAAAGCAUCCGGCGCACCAGGACUGGAGAGAUGAUGCUAGUGCUGGAGAAGGAAGCAGCUAAUAAAAGUACUUCCUACAAAGCACUAGCCCAAGAGGUACUUGGCGAAAAGGUGCAGGUUAGAGCCCUAACGGCGGAGGCAACUCUCCA